Messenger RNA from Bombus impatiens (common eastern bumble bee), 4112 nucleotides. Its product is annotated as acyl-CoA:lysophosphatidylglycerol acyltransferase 1. The transcript has 6 exons. The record is from RefSeq and is a predicted model, not a curated record. Gene Ontology annotation, molecular function: acyltransferase activity. NCBI's taxonomy places the organism in Eukaryota, Metazoa, Arthropoda, Insecta, Hymenoptera, Apidae. Bases 867 to 1997 code for a protein of 376 amino acids. Gene Ontology annotation, cellular component: endomembrane system.
AGUGAAGAUAUCAAUUUUAUUGCAGUUGCAAACAUACAGUCAAGAUAUUGUGCGCAAAUAAAUAAGACCGUGAUUGGUUUAUUUAGUACAUUAACUGAUUUUAAUUAGUUUAAUAUUAUUACAAAUAAAAAUGUAUUCUGUUAGAUUGCAAUAAGAUUAUUUGGAGUUUAUGAAGUGUUAUUCUUAUAAAAAUCGUCUUAGAUGUAUUUUAAUAGAAACAUGUAAAAGAAGUAAUCGAAAAGUUUACAUGUUGGUAUUUGAAAUUUCUGAUUGGUGAGCCACCAUCCUGGUUUCCAAAAACAUGAACUUUCAAACAUACCAUAUAAACGUACAUAUGAAAUUCUUUUCUUUUUGAAUUGUUCUUCUUUCAAUUACGAAUACAAUGUCGACCAAUUAAUAGUAUGUUAAUUAUCGGCUAAAUUAUGUAGUAUUUUUACCAACCUAUUAACUUUCGUCGCCAUUGUAUUUAUGUUAUAUGUGCGUGGUGGUAUUGCGUGUAGUUGAAGUAACAAAAUUAUGGUGUAUUUUUGAAAAAAACGUCAUCUAAAUAGUAGUCGAUAACAAACCGAUAAAUUUGUGUAACACGGUCUUAUCAUACUAGUCGUAUGUCAAUUGGAACUGGGAAUUUCUAGUGAUAUCGAGAGUAAUUAUUCAACGAUUAAACGAAGCGGUUAACGCGUUUAUUGAAUUUUAAUAACUUUAGCAAAAUUUUAAGAUUUACGUCUCAUGUAAACAGCACGAGAAUCUUUACAUGUCAUCCCGCUUAAUGAUCCUUAUUAUGUAAUUUAUGCAAAAGGGAAUGCUAUGCACAAAAAAUUGUGGUUAAAACUUCGUCGAGUUUGCAUUACAAGUGGUGUCUUUCGAAAAUGACUGACUUUUCUUCCUUUUCUACUUUUACGAGGGUAAUCAAUAAAGUAUUAAAUUUUGUAAAAUGUACUAUUAGAACCACUUUUGUGAUACUCAACAAUAUUUAUUGUAUACCAACAUAUGUAGUAUGGAUGACAUUAUUGUUCCCUGUAAAAGUUUAUCAACCACAAGUAUAUUGGAGAAUCGAAGGAUUAUUUUUCCAUUGGCUGUUAGCAAUGGUAUCCACGUGGACUUGGUCUGCAGGUUAUGAUAUAAUAGAACAAGGUGAUGAUAUACAAGAAAUUAUUAGUGAAAGAACAUUAGUAAUAGCAAAUCAUCAAAGUACUGGUGAUGUUCCUAUACUCAUGACAACAUUUAAUGCUAAGCCAAAUGUAUUACCUAAUCUAAUGUGGAUUAUGGAUAGGAUUUUUAAAUUUACUAACUUUGGUAUAGUUUCUAUUUUACACCAGGACUUCUUCAUUGUAUCUGGUCGAAAACAAAGGGAAGGGAGUUUAAAAAAGCUAGAAAAGCAUUUAAAAGAAGCAUAUAUUCCAUUGAGCAGAAAAUGGAUGGUUCUCUUCCCAGAAGGAGGAUUUUUAUGUAAAAGACGAGAGACAUCACAAAAAUAUGCUAAAAAGAAUAAUUUGCCAAUUCUUGAAAAUGUAACGUUACCGCGAGUAGGAGCAAUGCAAACUAUAUUUGAUACGAUUGGUCCAUCACAAGAAAAUAAUACAGCAGAACAACAAUUGAACAGUAGGCCAAAUAUGACGGCAGCUAAACCACAAAUCAAUUGGAUUCUAGAUAUAACGAUAGCAUAUCCUCAAGGUAAACCACUUGACUUACCAACAAUUAUAACUGGUUCACGACCACCAUGUGAAACAGUAUUAUUUUACCGAGUUUUUCCUAGUUCAGUGGUCCCACGAGAACCAGAAUUAUUGUCUAAAUGGUUAUAUGAUAGAUGGGUUGAAAAAGAAUCACUUUUGGAAAACUUUUACAAGUAUGGAUCAUUUCUUGGCACUCAAGCACCUGUCAAUGAAGGUUCUAAAAUCCAUCAGGAUCCAUUGAGAUUCCUAGUCCUUCAUUUAUUUUUUAUAACAUCUAGUUAUAUACAUUAUAAUAUGUUUACGUAUGUACUAUCUUGCUUUUGGUAAAGCGUUUUAUACUAUACAAGAAAUUACGUUCAGAUACGUAAGUAAAAUUAAAUUGUAGUAAAGUAAAAAUAUUCCUGCCUCAAAUAUUAUUCUUGAUGUUAACUAACAAAACUAACGGAUGUAUGGAUUGUCAAUUUCAAAUGAAUGUUUGUAAUCUAAUUAUGCCAUAGGUAGUGAAUUGCAAGUACCCGUUUCGUUACCAUUCAGGUUUAAUCGUCAUUAUUUGCCUAUUUUGUUGAUGGUACGAAUAUAAUUUCAAGUAUGCUUCAUAUUACAAUAAGUUAUCAACAACUUUAUGAAGGACUGGGAUCUCCAAAAAUAUUAAUUUGAGACACUUAUUUGCUGCUAUUUUUCCAUAUUGACUUCACAACAAUAACUUACAAUUCGCGGUAUAGUAUAAAACGCUUAUAUUUGAUAAACAAAAUUAAUAAUAAUAGUUCGUUAAUAAGUUUAUUUUACUUGGAUAACUAGUAAUUCAAGAUAAUAUCAGUCUAUUUUAUUAAGUAUCAACGCUUAAAUUUCUGGAUAUAUAAAGCUUCAUAAUAUUUUGCAUGAAAUACUAUUACGUUUUAAAAACGAUUCAAGUUUUUUUUUUAUAAUAAAUUCACGAUAAAAUUACACUUCAAUAUUCAUAUUGCCUAUAUAAAAGAAUAAUUUAAUGUUUGUUGAUUCAAUUAUAAUAUCUAAUGCUACUAGUUGCAUGAUAGUUUUAAAACAUUCUCUAUUGAUAUAAAUGUUAUCUUUUUAUUUGUUCAUUUAUUAUAAAUUGCAAAAAUGUAUCUAUAUUUGAUUAUUUGUCUGGAGGACUUGGCAGCAUUUCAGGCGAUUUUCAUAGUAUCCUGCACGUAUGUUUUGUAAUACGAUGUCUUAAAUAUUAUCUUGAAAUGGAAUUGCGAAAUGUAAUAGUAAAUUGUUACUGCUGUUUUGAAGCAGUGAUAGUAAAUACCAUUUCAAAGAAUAUCCAUUUAUUUGUGAUACAUGAUAAGAAAAAAGUAUUUUUCAAUGCGAAGUCAAUCAUAUAAACAUAAUUUUUUAAAUUACAUACUAGAAAACUUAUAUAAGUUCAUAACUCUAUGAAGAAGUAGAUGUGAAAUUUGACGUAAAUUGUUUUGAAACUUAGCAGAAAUAAAAAUAAAAUAAUAUCUUUGGAAAUCUGUCAAAAUAAUUAAGGUGUGUACUUUAUUGUUAAACUUCAACCAAUAAUAACGCUGUUCAGUGAAAGAAGACGAUACGUCAGCCGUGCCUUGUUCCUACGGACAAACCUCAGUGUUAAUUGUAUAUACGCAUAUGCAAAUCUCAUGCAUAAUUUUCAUAGUCAAAUCAACGCCUACAAUUAGUUCUUAAGAUAUUCAUAUUACAUCACUUUAUAAAGGAGGAAUUUUGCAUGUAUGUAGAAAUAAUAGAGUUAUUAAAGACAGGUUUUUAAUGCUGCCUAAUUGGUUAUUGUAAAAUAAACGUAUAGUCCAAAUCGAAAGCAAUUUCUAGACUGAUGGAUCAAAGAAGUAAUUAGCCAAUGCACACACGAAAUAAAUAUUCCUUGUCAUGGAAUAGCUGUAGUAGUUAAAUUUUGGUUAUGAUUAUUAUUAAUGGGAAAUUUUUAAAAUGUAACAAAUUCAAUAAGAUCAAUGUUGAUAUCAACUGAUAGACAUAGAUAUUAUUUAUGUAUAAAAGAUUAAGUUUCUAUAAUAUACGAUUGCGCGCAUUAAAACACGGAAAUUUCGAACACAAAUUUAUAUGAAAGUGUGUUAUUAAAAUAUACUAUUAUUCCUGACAUCUUUUGCAUUUGAUUGCAUUUAAUAUAAAAUAUGUAGACACAAACUAUCUUCAAGUAUCUUAUAGGCAGUAUCAUGAUAGGAAAAAAUGAUCAAAUCAAAAGAAUUUAGAUUUGCGAAUUCACUGAUUUCUUGUAUCCUAUUUAUGUCAUAAAUGCAUUUUUACUUGAUAAGAUGAUAAAACGCUGUUAUUGUUUUAUUUAAGAGAAUACUUUAAAUCAUGAUGAAAUCUCUAGUCUUGGUAGCAAAUUUUAGAAACAAUAAAACGAGGUUCUAAAUAUGUCACCAAUUGUACUAUAAGGGAUUAUUAAAUUUAUGAAAAUAAUUUAUGUUUUUGCAUUAC